UCUCACAAUCUUCACAACACAAACACCUCAGAGUUUCCUCUCCUCUUUUAAUUUAAUUUAACAAAAAAAUAGUUUUAACUUUGUCAAUAUGGCGCCGACAGUUAAAACGACGGCGUUUAAAACUAACGGCGCCGACGGCGGAAACAAAGAAAACCGUUACAGAGGAGUGAGAAAGAGGCCGUGGGGUCGUUACGCCGCGGAGAUCAGAGAUCCGACCAAGAAAACACGAGUCUGGCUCGGUACUUUCGACACUCCCGAAGCAGCGGCUCGUGCCUACGACAAAGCAGCUUUUCAGUUCCGUGGGGCUAAAGCCAAAACCAACUUCCCUCUUCCUUUCUUCGUCGGCAACGAGAGCCCUAGCCAGAGCAGCACCGUGGAGUCACCUUCCUCGAUACCUGAUCUCAACCUCGGAUCCAUCUCAUCCGUUGAUUCAAGAUUACCUUUCCCCAAGAUUCAGGUUAAGUCUGGAAUGAUCGUGUUCGAUGAAGAAUCGGGGAGGAGUGAGUCGGACUCGUCGUCUGUGGUGGUGGAUCUAAGUUCAGAGAAACGACCACGAGUGUUCUUGGAUUUGGAUCUUAAUCUCCCUCCCAAGCCUGAGAAUUAGUUCUUGAAUUUAACUGUUAUGAAUUAAAGUAUUUGAUAAAACUUAGAAGUAUUAAGUUGGUGCCUUUUUUUUUGGUCAGCAGAAAGUUAAAAAUAAUUUUGUGUUUGAGAACGGUUUGUUCUCAUCACCUGUUGUUUAUCAGUUUAAUUGUAAUUUUUCUUUUUUAAUUUUCUGAUCAACAAAAAUAAUAAGUUUGUUUUGGCAUCAA
This is a messenger RNA of Brassica napus (rape), 812 nucleotides long. Its product is annotated as ethylene-responsive transcription factor 11-like. NCBI's taxonomy places the organism in Eukaryota, Viridiplantae, Streptophyta, Magnoliopsida, Brassicales, Brassicaceae. The transcript has a single exon. Gene Ontology annotation, biological process: regulation of DNA-templated transcription. The record is from RefSeq and is a predicted model, not a curated record. Bases 89 to 604 code for a protein of 171 amino acids. Gene Ontology annotation, molecular function: DNA-binding transcription factor activity; DNA binding.